Molecule: messenger RNA, 1875 nt
Organism: Desarmillaria tabescens
Lineage: Eukaryota; Fungi; Basidiomycota; Agaricomycetes; Agaricales; Physalacriaceae
Exons: 7
Coding region: 203-1711 (502 amino acids)
Source: RefSeq, a predicted model, not a curated record
UUACAACAAAAGACUUCCACACCUACACAUUUCAGUUAGUACACAUAGUAAAGGUUCUGAACAACAGACACUACCCGACGAGUAAACCGUAGACAAGCAGCCAUGGUCGCAGUAAUGAUACCGGAGGUUCGGGGCCGAGCGGAAGUCUUUCGUGAAUGGUCUGUCGGACUAAUUCGGCCGACUUCAACUUGCUUCGUCCACGAUGAGUUCACUCCGGCAACGUAUCACUAGGCCAUUCCGCGACGACGACGACGGCGACAAUCAUAUUCUUGAUCAACAAGAGCAAGAAGAGCUGAUCAGCAAAUUGCGCAUUGAGAACGCCCAAUCUGAUGUUCAAGUCAUCCGUGCUACUCAAGUCGUUGUCGUUCUGUCAGCUAUCGCCCACUUUUUCUUCCUCUUCACAACUGCUCCGGCGCUCACUCUCCUGGUCUUGCUGAUCCACGUCAAUCUGUUACUGCACAUUCACCACGUCGCUCAAGUUUCUUACCAGCUGACGUACGCUCUAUCGUUGGUUGCGCCGACACUCUAUCUUUUCUUGGGAUCACCAGUAGCAUGGUGGUGCUUCACACCUGUGGUUGUCUUCAUAGUUCAGAGCAUCCAGGAUGGUAUAGAUCGAGGAACGGAAAGCAUCGCGGCCCUUGAGUCUAUGAAAUAUCAUGCACUCGCUGGCCUUUCUUCAUUCCGUAAAACCGCUGCGAGAGUGUAUCACCUUGGAGGCAUUCAUUCGGGCACUGCAUCCUCGGCGGUAGUAUGGCUCAUUCUUCUCGCCGUACAAGCUACACGAGAGCGUGUUAACAACAGAGGGACAUCCACGGCGACCGUAGUGCUCACUUAUAUCAUCCUGUUUCUCUUGGUUGGCAUCGUUCUAUUUGCGUACCCGGCACUCCGAAUAAAGCGCCAUGACGCAUUUGAACGUGUACACCGUUUCUUGGGCUGGACGGCAACUGCACUCGUUUGGGCACAGGUCGUCUUGUUGACCAACGAUUACAAAGGCGACAAGUCGUUGGGUUCUGCCCUUGUGCACUUGGCCGCCUUUUGGUUGAUGAUCAUCCUGAGCUUGUCCCUCAUUCUUCCCUGGACACAUCUCCGGAAGGUCCCGGUUAACAGCGUUGUGCUUUCGAACCACGCUGUCCAACUCUUUGUUGACUACGGCCCACACCCUGUUCCUGGGUCUUUCCAACGAUUUUCUACCGACCCUUUGAACGAAUGGCAUAGCUUCGCUACCAUUGCAGUACCAGGGAAGCCUGGCUUCUCUAUCAUCAUUUCUCAAGCUGGUGACUGGACUACGGAGAUGAUCACUAAUCCACCGAAGGAGAUCUAUGUGCGUGGUAUGCCCACGUGUGGUGCUCUUCGCAUUGUUCCUCUUUUCCGGCGGGUUCUAUUCGUGGCGACUGGAAGCGGUAUCGCGCCGUUCAUGCCGCACAUUAUGAGUGGAAAGGUCGACCAUAAACUGUUUUGGAUGGCUCCCAACACGAGGGCGACAUUUGGCGAUCCGCUGGUGAACUCUGUUUUGGAGAAUAGUCCCGGAGCUGUUGUUUAUGACACCCGCAAGCAUGGUAAACCUGAUAUCAUCAAGAUCACGAACCGUUUUGUAGACGAGUUCCAGCCGGAGUGUGUCUGUGUGAUCUCGAAUCAGAAGUUGACGGAGAAAGUCAUAUAUGGCCUUCGCAGCCGAGGCAUUCUCGCCUUCGGAGCCAUCUUUGACUCUUGAUAGACGCAUGGCAUGACUGGAGCAUGCAUAUGCACGAGUAUUUUCAUAGAUUUCCAUUACCACGAUCUCCAUUAUUUUCCGAGAGCUCUGUAAUCAGUAGACAGCGAUUACUUAUUAUGAUUACCUUCCUUACAAUUAUAGAUGCAGACUUGUCGUUGCUUUUC